Messenger RNA from Cetraspora pellucida, 525 nucleotides. The record is from the annotation of a GenBank genome assembly. NCBI's taxonomy places the organism in Eukaryota, Fungi, Glomeromycota, Glomeromycetes, Diversisporales, Gigasporaceae.
AUGUCUACAUUAUCUGGCAAGAAUAACCAACAAGAAAUUUAUAAAGACUUGCCUCUUUCUUAUGAUGAAUCACAAGCAUCAGCAGUUGUUCCAGUAAUCGAACAAAUUGAAAUGAUUACUGAAGAAAUUGUUGCUUCUUCUGAAGAAAAAAUGUCUGGUAAUAAUAUAACAAAAAAUCAACUUUUAGUAAAAGUUAAUGAACUAACAGCAGCAUUUAAUAAACAAAAAGAACAUCAUAUUAAUAAAAUCAGUCUUUAUCAAACAACUUUUGAAAAACAAAAACAAGAAAUGAAAGAAAAUCAUGCUAAUGAAAUCAAUAUAAGAAAAAAACAUAAAUAUGAAUAUAGUAAAAGAUUAAAAAAUCAAGAAAAAACUCAUAAAUGUAAAAGAGAAGAAAGAGAAAGAAAUUAUAAACAUGAAACAGAUCUUAUGCAACAAACUAUCAAUCGUUUAGAACAAACUAUUAGAACUUUACAGACUCAGAUUAAUAACUUUGAAAAUGUAUCAACUCCUGAACUAUACUAA